Schistocerca serialis cubense is the source of this 6455-nucleotide messenger RNA. RefSeq lists its product as uncharacterized. Gene Ontology annotation, molecular function: ATP binding; transmembrane receptor protein tyrosine kinase activity. Lineage: Eukaryota; Metazoa; Arthropoda; Insecta; Orthoptera; Acrididae. Gene Ontology annotation, cellular component: signaling receptor complex. The coding region runs from base 422 to 2821 and encodes 799 amino acids. The record is from RefSeq and is a predicted model, not a curated record. Gene Ontology annotation, biological process: positive regulation of kinase activity; protein phosphorylation; cell surface receptor protein tyrosine kinase signaling pathway. The transcript has 21 exons.
GCUCAAGUGGUCUGCUGUCGACGGCCAACGUUUCUGCAGGCGUGCUGGCGUCUGAAAGGGGCGGCGGCUGCGCAUUCCCACGAGCCUGCUCUCCGACUCGUAGUUCUGUGUCCUCUCCCAUCCCUUCCCAUCUCAACAGUCGCACCUCCACUCCUCGUAUAGCGCAAGGCAAUUAGGACCAACCAAAUACUCUAGUUUGCAGUGAAGUGCAAAGACAGUUUGAAGCAUUCUUUUGUGGCUUGCUUUCGUGUGGAAAAAAAAAAUAAAAACAUACAUAUAUUGUUUUUGGGCCGUAUUUGUGGGGAAAAGUGAGAGUGAAUUUUGGUGCUGUGAAUCGUCGUAAGUGUACGGAAAAUUCGUUUUGUGUAACACGUGCGGAAUUUCGGGCGACCACGAAAUGGACAACGUAGGACCGUAAGUCAUGAAGCCCCAUCUUAUGGAAUUGAUAGCUUUCUGGACCUUGGUGGCUGCGGCGUUUCCUGGCAGCAUCAUCGGCGAUGCGGUUCUCAUGCAGCCAUCUCCAACAGAAGUUCCUGAGAGCGAUGUUAAAAGAGACGUUUCCAGGAUCGCAGGACAGGACAACAAAAUAAUUACUGAGCCUGUAGCAUUGGUGACGAAUCUGCAAGUGCAUCCCAUGGUGCAUGACAGGAAAGCGCGUACACUGCAGCUCAACAUCAGCUGGACUGUGCCCAAAGAGGGCCGCUUACCUAAAGGCUACUUCCUGAAAGUGAAGUCCAUCAAUGACUCCCAUGAGUACUGUGAAAUAAUGGACUUCAUGGAGGACAUAAACAACACGAUGACAUCGUGGGCGGUAGUCCCGCCAGAGGUGACCAACGUGAAGAACGACCCGCGCGUGAUGCAGGAGUGCUGCUACAACAUCCGCGUGGAGUCCCAGCCAUAUGACGGCCGGCGCGCCGCCGAAGUCAACUACACCAUCCCCGAGCGGGUGGGCGAGCUCUGGUCGUGCAGGCGCAAUGCGCAGCUGCCCGUGCCGCGUGACGUCCAAGUGUCCGUCAUCGACUCCAGCACAGCCCACGUCUCCUGGACCCUGGACGCCUCCGCGGCGCGGAUCGCGCGCAACAUCUCCCUCACGCUGGGGCGGCAGGUGGUGAGUUCGCUGCUCGACUGGUUCGAGUACGAGUCCGAGGUGCUGCUGGCCGUGGCCAACUGGAGCGGCGGCGGCGGCGGCGGCGGCGGCGCGCUGCGGAUGGAGCAUCUGCUGAAGGGCAACCUGCGCCGACCCGCCCAGUACCUGGUGCAAGUGCGCGUGGUCGACAGGCGCGAGUGCCGAGGGCCGCCCGCUGAGAAGCGCUUCUCCACGUUCGAUCCAAACGCCAGGUCAAAAGUGGAGCUGGUGCUGGUGGUUGUGCUGCCCACGGUGUCGUUCGUGGUGGCGGCGGCGCUGGCGGCGGCCAUGAUGUACCAGCGCUGCGGCUGCGCGGGCUGGCUGCGCCGCAAGCUGGGCGAGGGCCGGCUGCGGCCCGUCUACAGCUGCCGCGGCGUCUACAAGGCCGUCAGCAUCGACAGUAGCAGCAGCCGCAUCACGCGGGUGUCCUUCCCGGCCUUACAGGAGCGCAGCAUACUCUACGUCGAGAAGGAGAUAGAGGAGGCGAAGGCUCGCGGCGAGGUGGACACGUUCGAGGUGAGCUACGAGCGGCUGCAGCUGGGCCGGCAGAUCGGCAAGGGCGACUUCGGGCGCGUCUUCCUGGCGCGAGCCGAGGCCGUGGGCGGCGUGCCCGGCUGGCGCACCGUCGCCGUCAAGAAGCUGAAGCAUGAGGUAAGUAGCGAUGAGGUGGAGGAGUUCCAGGCGGAGAUCGCGAUGCUGAAGCACGCGGGCCGGCACCCGAACGUGGUGGAGAUGGUGGGCUGCUGCACGCUGCGGCCGCCGCUCUGCAUCCUGAUGGAGUUCGUGCCGUGCGGCGACCUGCUGCACUACCUGCGCCGCCUGCGCGUCGAGUACGAGCGCCGCACGGGCGCGCCGCUGCCCUUCUCCAGCACCCGCGCCAGGCCCCCGCGCUACAUCGACCUGUUGCUACCACUACUGGACUCGGAGAGCUCCUACGUGCAGCCCGACCCGCGGCUCAGCUUCUCGUCGAGCGGGCGGCCGUCCAUCGCAGAGACCGAGUGGAGCCUGGUGAGCAGCGAGGGCGGCGCGCCGUCCACCCCCACGGAGCGGAGUCCCUGUCCGGGGCGCCUGGGCCACGGGCUCGACUACGUGCUGGACCCGGCGGAGCUGCAGAGCUUCGCCGUGCAGAUCGCGCGCGGCAUGGCCCACCUCGAGCAGCGGCACAUCACGCACAGGGACCUGGCGGCGCGCAACAUCCUCAUCGACGAGCACAAGACGCUCAAGAUCUCCGACUUCGGGCUGUCGCGGUCGGGCAUCUACGUGAACACGCGCGGCAAGAAGGUGCCGCUGCGCUGGCUCAGCGUCGAGGCCAUCCGCGACAACCUCUACUCCAGCAAGAGCGACGUGUGGGCCUACGCCAUCGUCCUCUGGGAGAUAGGCACUCUCGGAGGAUUCCCGUACCCGACGGUGAGCGACCACGACCUGCUCAGGUUCCUGCUGGAAGGUCGCAGGCUGGAGAAGCCGGACAACUGCACCGAUGAACUGUACUCGCUGAUGAUGAUGUGCUGGUCGCACAACGCGGACGACCGGCCGUCGUUCGCGACCAUCUCGAAGCACCUGGAGGGCGCCCUGGGCCGCAGACCUGUCUACGUCGACUUCUCCAACCUGAGCCCAGACUACACGUUCCCUCCCACCGAACAGCAGCAGCAACAGCACCAGCAGCAGCAGCAGCGGCGGCCGUCUUUCAGGAUGUGAUAUCAGCAGACGGCUCAGCCAGAGUACGCCUUCCUCCCCCCAACAGGGCAGCUGCAGCAGCGGCAGCCGUCCAAGAGACCGAAGGCGCCAGGCAGAUCGACCAGGCGCCACCGAGUCCAGCACCGAACAGCUGCUGCAGCGGCGGCUGCAACCUCAACCGCGGUCAACAUCGCGACGUCACGCGGAGUUGAGCCAGUCAUUGUACACUCUUCCACUGAAAACUAGCAGCGUCAGAAACAACACGCGUCGGCGUCACCUUCCAGUAAAUGAUGUCAUCAUGGAGUGCCACCUGGUAACACUUUUCCUCACACCAUCCAGAGACCACGGCUAUCCUUUAGAAAACGCGCAGCUUGGACUACAUAUUAACUUCAAUAGCAGCAGCGGCAUCAGCGGUCUGUACAAUGUGAUACAACUCGAAAACUGAAGCGCCUGGUAUCAUUCUGCAUGUAUGAUGCCCAAAACUAGUUCAUUCCUACUACAAAUCAGUGGUACAAUAGGAAAUAUCACUUUACGGCUUCCAUGUACAGCAUUCGCCUGUGUUCCCGGUUACACUGUACAUUUCUCCCGAUAAAGCGUUGCCGUAAGCAGCACCUUCGUUACCAGCCUUUGCCUGAAUUCGGUGUGGUUCUCCUUUCACUUCCUCAGCCAAGUACAGGACAACUCAGAAGUCGUUGUGAGGAAGGUAGGCCACCAGGACAACUCAGAAGUCGUUGUGAGGAAGUUAGGCCACCAAUGGUGCAACUCAGAGUCUACAGAGCCGGAAAAAAUAAAACUGACCCUCAAGACAAUUCAUGCACGUUGAGGUAGGCAACUCAAAUUACAUAGUCCGCUGCGGAUGACAUACAUGGUUUGCCUGACAUAAGGUUCAUGAAACAUUUUCUGAGCCAGUUUUAUUUUGGACACCUUGAAAAACACCAAUAAAGGACUGACAGUAGUGUUCAUCCUAAAAAAUCACUGUCAGGAAGACAACGUUCUGAUCAGUGCCCAGAAGGCUUCUGGCUGGCAUCAUAAUCAGUUGUUGGCAAUCAGAUGAAAGAGUGAUUUACAACAUAAUGUCCCUGAGCACAACGUGACUCCAAGAACUAUCAUAAACCCGCUGACAAAUUCUGCAGUAGGGUCAGAAGAAUGCCAGUGAUACGUCGUCAGCAGUGUCGGAUCUAAAAAGUUUUUCACGCUGCUACUGCUCAUAAGGACAGUGCAUUGGUAUGGUUCCCUGACUCCCCAAAAUAUAUCGGCAAACAUCGUGAACAGCUUUUUAGUCGACAGACGAAACUGAAAUUUCUACCAUAGGGGCGUUGAGUACACCGCAACUCCGUGUACAAGGCACGACAAAAAAUAACACUGAGGCGACCAAAGCUGCACCAUCACGGCAGUUACCACGUGUAUAUUCACUUCUCCAUCGAAAAAACAGAGUCACUGAAACAAGCACAGGCAGAUAUAACCACCUGCCGCAAGCGGCGGAACAGAGUGGUAAAAGCAGGCGCUAACCACAUAUUCACUGACCAAGUCAGCUCAACUGAGGCCACAUUGGCGCCAGUUUAUAUGUAUGGUCAUCGACACGUCUUGUCACAUAUGCUUUGUUCAUUUAUUACCAUUUCAGAAACUAAACUGGGUGUUCACUGAUUGUCUUGCUGUCAUUAUUGCUUGAAAUAUUCAAAGAAAAGCUUUUGAAAGCUACGUUUUUGGACAAUGUGAUUAACGAUAUUAUUCUGGGGUUAUACAUCCAGCUGUUCAGAAUUUUGAUUCAGACGUAUCUAAAUCAAGUUAUAAUAUUAAUGUCAUCAUAUAGAACUAUUUGUGUGAGGCAGUCUAAAGAACAUUAGACUUUAUUGUUUAAAUUGAUGUUUGAUAAUUCUGUUAUGGAUUAUUAAAAUUCAGUGCGCCGAAGAAUAUAAAAUUCUCACAUUAUGUGGCACUUAAAUUAGGAUUUCACUGGAAUGAUUUGUAUAUAUUCCAGUUACUUUCACAAAAAUUACGCCUUUGUGAAACGAAGAGCUUAAGCAUUCAAGCUGAUGUGUAUAUAGCAGAUUAAUAACACAUGUUUAUGACAUGAGUGUAUAGCAAGUGAAAAUAAAAGAAAUGCAAAACAUAAGAAAGAUAAAACAAAGUGGGAGAUGUAAAUAAUUACACGAAAUGUUUGUGUAUGUCUCUGUGCGUAUAUAUGUGUAUAUCUGAAGCUCGAGAAACAAAUGUUACAUUUUCUUGCUCAUUGCAGUUGAAUGUAAAAGUAUGUUGAACUCAGUUGUGCUGUCAUAUAGUUUGUGUGCAUGUAUGACUUCGUUUAAGUGGACUAAGUUAAUUCGUUGUAAUAUACAGUGCAGAUAUAUUGUGUGUUUCUGAGUACUCAUAAAUGCUUUCAGAAGUCCUGCGACAUUUGUUCCUUGGCGUUACAGAAAUGGAGCUUCUCAAAUCGGACAAGCUGUGAUUUCAUUACUUACAGAAUGAAAUUCAUCUUCUUUUUAAACCUGAAACAUCUUAUUUCCAGUUUGUUGAAUUUAAAUCUUAAGAGACCCAAUGUUAUGAGCUUAGAAAUGUAAAAGCAAGGAAGGCCUGUAAAUCAAAUACAAAUUAUGUAUGAGAAAUAUGGUAUAACCGAAGUUGCUCCUAGAGGGUCCAUGGGUUGUAAUGUUAUGAAAACACGGGACAGUUUAAUAUUUAUCACAUAUUCUAAGUUGAUCAGAUACUUUUUCUUAACAACGACACUUCUUCCUCUUCACGUUGAAAAACUUCACAAAGUCCAGCAAUCGAUGGCGUGGUAAUUCAAAGCUACUACUCAAUGAAAAACAGCUCUCUACUUAUUUUGUAGUGCUUAAUUUUUUUAUGUUGACUCGAGAGUGCAAAUUCAGUGUACAUUCACUUUGAAAAAUGCUUAGGAAUAUGCACUCGUUUCCCUAUAUGGAAACAACAUUGUAAAACUAUUUGUAAACACAGCAAGAGAUACCAUUCUAAAGAACUAUCACUCAAGAAAUUCCACUAAUUAUGUCGGCGAGUGUCUUGUAUAAUUGCGUAACUAUUCUCAUUAUGUGUAAGAGGAAUACAUUUUAAUAAAAUCUGAGUGAUAAAUAGUUUAUUUGUCAAAUUUUAUCUUUGUUCUAAAUUUAGGAAAGACAGCACUUCUAUACACUGACCUCGUUAUAUAAGCAAAAAUUUUCAUCAACAAGUGUCAUCAUUCUAAAACUUCCUGACGGAUGAAAACUAUCUGCCGGACCGAGACUCGAACUCGAGUCACACAGUCCGGCACACAGUUUUAAUCCGCCAGCAAGUUUCAUAUCAGCGCACAUUCUGCUGCAGAGUGUCAUCAUUCUUAUUUAUUCAUUUACCUGUUAUAUUUCCUUUCCCCCACCAGAAAGUAUGUAUAUAUAAAUGGCUGAAAAUAUUCAUCGGAAGAAAAUCAUUGUCUAUACAUGACUCAGCCUUAGUAGUUCUGUGUCAGUCAAAUCUUCACCACAUUGCACACCCUAAAAUUUGCCAAUUGGGACAAGUUGUCUAUUACUUGUGACAGAAAAAAAUGGAGAGACCAUUCUCAAGUGUACAAAAGUCUGUGUAUGAACUAUCUGUUAUUACAUGACUUGUAUAUUGACUUUGGUGACAUAUGGACCAUCAUUUCUGUAUGUUUUUAUCUAUUAAAAGACAA